AUGGAGAAGCACAACGAAUCCGUGUCUGCCAUCGCUUCCCGAGUCAAGCAGUUCUACCAGGACAGCCGCCCGUUUCGCAUCUAUCAUGGCUCGACAAGCAGCACCAGACAGUCCCAGCACUGGAAUGACAACACUAUAGAUGUCAGUGCCUUGUCCAAUGUCCUGUGCAUUGACAAAGAGCGCAGAUUAGCAGUGGUGGAGCCUAAUGUUCCUAUGGAUAAACUGGUCGAGUCCACCUUGCCGCACGGCUUCAUCCCCCCGGUCGUCAUGGAAUUUCCUGGCAUCACUGUUGGUGGAGGAUUCUCUGGCACGUCUGGCGAGAGCAGCUCCUUUAGGCAUGGCUUGUUCGAGGAUACCGUCGUCGACUGGUUUAUGCAUUCACGCGUCAUGUAUCAUGCCCUUCACAAGAGUGGCCUGGCUAUGCAAUCCCUUGUACAAGACGUGGCCGUCCCCUACCAACAAGCCCCGGAGUUGCUCGACUACUUGGACCGGACUUUGAGCUGUUAUCCUCUCUGGUUUUGUCCUAUAAGCGCCGACAAUCACCGUUCCUUGUGGUCGGAAAAGACCAUGGAUAAGAUCAAAGACGCGAAUGGCUGCAAGAUGCUGCUGAACUUUGGUGUCUGGUGCCCUGCUUCUACGAAUCGGAAGAAAUUCGUCCAACUAAACCGUGACAUUGAGCACAAAGUUCACCAGCUAAAUGGAUUCAAAUGCCUUUACGCCCAUGCGUACUACACGGAAGAUGAAUUUUGGUCCAUAUACGACCAAGGACCAUACGAUGCGCUGCGAAGUAAGUAUCACGCGGGGCAUCUUCCUAGUGUCUAUGAUAAAGUUGUCGUGGACUUUGCAGCAGAGCAGAGAGCACGGGACGAGUCUUGGAUUGUCUGGCUCAAGAGCGUGUUUUGGAGCAUCUGGCCGCUUAUGGGAUUGUACGGGGUUGCACAUGUUAUGUUGAGGCAUGGAUACAUGCUUCGCCGGGGAGACGAGAAAAAGAAGGUGUGA
Uncinocarpus reesii 1704 is the source of this 999-nucleotide messenger RNA. RefSeq lists its product as uncharacterized. The transcript has 2 exons. NCBI's taxonomy places the organism in Eukaryota, Fungi, Ascomycota, Eurotiomycetes, Onygenales, Onygenaceae. Gene Ontology annotation, cellular component: cytoplasm; membrane. Gene Ontology annotation, molecular function: FAD binding; Delta24(24-1) sterol reductase activity. Gene Ontology annotation, biological process: steroid metabolic process. The record is from RefSeq and is a predicted model, not a curated record. The coding region runs from base 1 to 999 and encodes 332 amino acids.